UACUUUUGAAAACAAACGGGAUCAUAAGGCUCUCUAGAGGAUGCCCUCACACUCUCCAAAAUAGUUUGCUGUCAGUUAGCCUCUCUGUGUAUUGUCAACACUGCUUUUGCUUUGUAUCAGGAGAGCAAAGACAACCAAACAUGAUGCAAAGGAGUCUCUGCUUUCUCAAUUCCAUCAGAUCUUCUAGUUUCUCUUCUUUAUCUAAGAUUGGAGCUUACUAUGCAUCUCGGGCUGCAUCUUCCCUCCAACAAGCCUUCGAACCAUCUGCUCACCGCAGUAGUAGUGACGAUGAGGACAAUGAUAUUGAUUGGAACAAUCUUGGAUUCAGUGCCAAGCCGACCGAUUAUAUGUAUGUGACAAAAUGCUUGGCAGAUGGGAUUUUCGAACAAGGCCAACUUAACCCCUAUGGAAACAUUGAAUUGAACCCUUUUGCCGCAGUCUUGAACUAUGGCCAGGGGUUGUUUGAAGGAACAAAAGCAUUCAGGAGAAAAGAUGGGAGGGUCUUCCUCUUCCGCCCAGAUCAGAACGCAAUCCGAAUGCAGUUCGGCGCUGAAAGAAUGUGCAUGCCCUCCCCCUCCAUUUCUCAAUUCAUUCAUGCCAUUAAACAAACUGCUCUCGCUAACAGGCGUUGGAUUCCGCCUAUGGGAAAAGGGUCUCUUUAUAUAAGGCCUUUGCUCAUAGGAAGUGGGCCUAUACUGGGUUUGGCUCCAUCACUUGAAUAUACCUUCCUUGUCUAUGCUUCCCCAGUUGGCAACUAUUUCAAGGAAGGUUUGUCACCAUUGAACUUAUAUAUCGAGGAUGAAUUCCAUCGUGCCACUCAUGGUGGAGUUGGAGGUGUCAAGUCCAUCACCAAUUAUGCCCCGGUUUUGAGUGCAUUAACUAGAGCAAAGAACAGAGGAUUUUCUGAUGUGAUAUACCUUGAUUCGGUUCAUAAGAAAAACAUAGAGGAGGCUACUUCUUGUAACGUUUUUGUGGUGAAGGGCAAUCUUAUUUCAACUCCAUCUACCAGUGGAACUAUUCUUCCUGGGGUCACACGAAAAACCGUUAUAGACAUUGCCCGUGAUCAUGGUUACAAGGUUGAGGAACGUGCUGUUCCGGUGGAGGAAUUGCUUGAUGGUGAUGAAGUUUUCUGCACAGGAACUGCUGUUGGUGUUGCUCCUGUAGGUAAUAUCACAUAUAAGGGUAGAAGAGUUGAAUACAAAAUAGAAGGUCAGCUUGUUAGUCGAGAUCUGUACUCCAUACUUGUAGGGAUUCAAACAGGUAUUAUAGAAGACAAGAAGGGAUGGCUUCUUGAGAUCGAAUGAGCUUUCUGUGUCCUCACAAUUGCAGCAACAAAAUAAGUACUGAUGUGAUGCCUACUCUUUUGCUGGUUUAUUCCAUUUAAUGGAUAUGGAUGUGCAAUAUUCGAAACGACUAUUUCAUCUUGUUCUUUAUCAGAGAAUAAGUGUGUGCAUGGAAGCGCCGUCUCUGCUUUCACUUAGCUUCUUCAGUUUGUAAAAAUGGGGUUUUUGAUUAUUGUUUGUUUUGUAAAUUGAUUAAUCUCUCAUAGAUGGUACCAUUUAUUAUAAUAUUAACGUUUCAUGUUUGGUUGAUGUUUCACAUAGGUAGAAAACAUCAACACCAAACUAUAUUAUCAAAUUA
This is a messenger RNA of Camellia sinensis, 1641 nucleotides long. Its product is annotated as branched-chain-amino-acid aminotransferase 2, chloroplastic. Gene Ontology annotation, biological process: branched-chain amino acid metabolic process. Lineage: Eukaryota; Viridiplantae; Streptophyta; Magnoliopsida; Ericales; Theaceae. The record is from RefSeq and is a predicted model, not a curated record. Gene Ontology annotation, molecular function: branched-chain-amino-acid:2-oxoglutarate transaminase activity.